ACAAAAUGAAGCUGCUGCUAUCAUCGGGCAGGGGAGAGUCGGACCGACAGCAUGGGGAUUGCUGAGGCAGCAAUUUCAGUGAAUCUGGAAGCAAUCAAUUAGAAUAAUAUCACUGCGAUGAAUCCCACGUAGAUAAGCAUAGUAUUUAAAAGGGCAGCGAAAGGGAAUCCGAGGGCAAGAUACAACAGCAUGACAGGCGUCAGUGGCAAGAGCGUUGGUGUUAAAGUAGGCAAGCAAACCAGAUCAAAGGCUGCUAACACUACAGGUGCAAACCCGGUAACAGCGUCGGGUAAUAAUGCCAGCAAAUCUUCCGGAGAAGAAGACGAGAAAGAUGGUGGAGUGCUUUUCUAUGUGAAUAAAAGUGGUUUCCCGAUUGAUGAGCGUACUUGGCAAAGAAUGUGGGCGCAUGUGGCUAAAAUACACCCAGGAGGGAAAGAGAUGGAGGAGAGUAUACGAAAAGCUGCAUUUAUACCCCGGCCUCCAGUUCCAUCACUGCCAAAAUACAAGCCAUCCAUGUCAAUUCCAGAAUGGUUGCGCACAAUACAAGGCUACAUGAAGCUGCUGCAAUACAAUCACACUGGAACCCAGUUCUUUGAGAUUAAGAAAAUCAGACCUUUGAGUUGGUUAAUGGACACAGCCAGAGAAAUGACGCGUGAAUCAUUGCCAAUUAAAUGUCUUGAAGCUGUGAUUCUUGGAAUAUACCUGACGAAUGGAUUAGCAGCUGUAGAAAGGUUUCCUAUCAGCUUUAAAACCCAGUUCUCAGGGAACUGCUUUCACCACGUGGUGCUGGGUGUCUAUUACAAUGGUCGCUAUGGAACACUAGGCAUGAGCAGGAGAGAGGACUUGAUGGACAAGCCCUUGACCUUUCGAACUCUCAGUGACCUGUUUUUUGAAUUUGAAGACUCUUACAGAAAGUACCUGCACACUGUGAAAAAGGUGAAGAUUGGUUUGUAUGUAUCCCAUGACCCACACAGCUUCCAGCAGAUCGAAUGGAAACAUUUGGUUUUAAACACGGGAAAGAUGAGCAGAGAAGAGACACGGAAGGAGUUGGAAAAACAUGCUCGAGACAUGAGAAUGAAGAUUAUAAAAACCUCAGGUUCCCAGUCUCCAGUUAAAGACCGACAACGGGGAAAAUCUUUAUCACCACGCCGUCGGCAGAUGAGCCCUCAGAGACGAUUUAACCGAAGAGAUAAAUCACCUGCAAUAACAGAAAAGAAGCCAGCAGAACUCAGCACAUUGAAUGAUGUUGGAUAUCAAAUCCGUAUCUAAAGAAGCCAUGGAGUGAAAGCUGCCCUUUGAAGUUGCCUAGUGAGCCAUUCAUCUGUAACAAAUCAUGGACUGCAGCCACUCAAGAAGAAGGCACACCACCAUCUUAUCAGGAUAUGUAAGAAAUGCCAGUCAUGCCAGCAAUGCCCAAGCCUGAGAAUGAAUUUUAAAAAGUAUUUAUCGUUUUAAGAGAUAUGUUUUAUAAAAGUGAUGUUAAUCAUGAAGGACAGCAAUGUUUCCUCAAUGAAUUUUUAAGAAUAGCAUUUAAUGUUUGACAACUCUUUGAUCUUCCACUUCUUCAGUGUUGAUAAAGGUGAUUUUAAAAAGCAUGUUGCUUUACCCUGAUCAAAAGCUGCUUUGCAGUAGUAAAUAAAUGGGGCAGCAUUAGAAUUACUGCACUGAGGCCAGUGUCAAAAAUGUGAGAACAAACUGUGACACACAAGCUCCUCUGAAUUUUUUAAACAUUUUUUUGAAUGCGAAUUUUUUUAUUACUUAAUAUAUUGUGCUUGAAACC
This is a messenger RNA of Hemiscyllium ocellatum (epaulette shark), 1780 nucleotides long. RefSeq names its product vasohibin 2 (gene vash2). The transcript has 8 exons. The coding region runs from base 190 to 1269 and encodes 359 amino acids. Gene Ontology annotation, biological process: regulation of angiogenesis. The record is from RefSeq and is a predicted model, not a curated record. Lineage: Eukaryota; Metazoa; Chordata; Chondrichthyes; Orectolobiformes; Hemiscylliidae. Gene Ontology annotation, cellular component: cytoplasm.